GGGCGUGGUCUCGGAGUGGAGCGGUUGGGCUUCUCUUCUGCAGAUAGACGCGGGAAUUCCUCGCUGUUUACUUGCUUCAUACCGCGGUAAACCCCACUCUGCCGGAGUUUUAUCGAGCUGAUAUGCCUUUCGGUAAAGUUAUUGUUGCAGUGUUCACUUGCUUCACAUUUAACAGAGACCUUCACGUGCAGUAGCAGCUGCCGUGCAUUUUUUCCACGGUUUACCCUGGCAGGACUGCAGCCAGUCCUGCCAACCCAGUUGCCUCCACUUGACAGAAAAGUACUUCGUACUGUUUGGUGUUUUGGACUGUCACCUGACCCUUCGUCUUCACCGUGACCCCAGUCUCCGGUACGCAGCGUGCCAAAGGACAUGACAGAACCUCCAGAAGAACUCACCAACCGGCCCUUCGCGGUCCAACUCAGCAAUGUUUACCUCAGCAUCUUGGCCUUGUUCUGCUUCAAGCUCUUUGUUAAAAUAUCCCUGAACUUGCUCACAUACUUCUACAUCGUCCGGGGUAAUCGCAAGGAGGCAGCUAGGAUAUCUGCCGAGUUUUAUGACUAUGGACAGCAGCACCGCUCGUGGGCAGACCGUUCACCUCUCCACGAUGCAGCAGCUCAAGGCCGUCUACUUGCUCUUAAAACUUUAAUUGUCCAGGGCCACAAUGUAAAUGUCCUGACCAUAGACCAUGUGACCCCACUACAUGAGGCUUGUCUGGGGGACCAUGUCGCCUGUGCCAGGGCCCUCAUUGAUGCUGGGGCCAAUGUAAAUGCAUCCACAAUGGAUGGAGUCACACCCCUGUUUAACGCCUGCUCAGUGGGCAGUGUGACGUGUGCAGAGCUGCUGUUAGAGAAUGGAGCCAGACCACAGACACUGGUGUACCAGCCCUCACCCAUACACGAGGCCACUAGUAGAGGACAUUACGGCUGUGUGGAAGCCCUGGUGACGUGGGGGGCAGACGUAGACAUGGACAUCCCUCAUCUGGGCACGGCGCUCUACACGGCCUGCAUGUGCCAAGAGCUGGAGUGUGCCCGCAAACUGCUCAGGGAAGGUGCAAACGUGCAGAAGGGCAGGUGUCAGGAUUCGCCCUUACAUGCGGCUGCAGAGAAGGACUGCACACCAGUGGUCAAACUCCUUCUGGACUUUGGGGCCGACAUAAAUGCAAGGAACACAGACUAUCAACGACCUGUGGAUGUGGCCCCUCCCAGCAGCCUGACUGAGGGCUUUCUGUUGCUCUAUGAAGCCACUCCGCGCCUGCUGAGUCAGAUGUGUCGUCAGUGUAUCCGGGGCUGUGUGGGGCGGGACAGGCUGCACCUCCUGUCUCAUCUGCCCCUCCCCAGCAGACUGCACCGGUACCUGCAGUACCAGUGACACACCCACAGCCUCUUCCUCUGCUCCUCCAUGUGGACUGUAUAUGAACGCAAAGAUGACACAAAGAGCUGCUAGUUUGAAUAAUGGACAGCAAGUCAAUUGCUGUGGUUUAAUGCCGCGUCCCAGUCAUUCUCGGAGGUUGGAUUUUCAGAGUUCCCACUUGGAUUUUCAGAGUUCCCGCUUGUACAUAAGAUCCGUAACGCCUGGCAAUCUCCAAUUUCUAAUGAGAAAGUCAGAACAUUUCAGAGUCCGAGUGAGAAAAUCCAACAUGGCUCUGCCCUACAUUUAGUGAAAAUUAAAAACCCGACAUAUUAAAUAUUUAUAGUACUUUAGCUGUAGUUGGUCACCCGCUUUUGUGCUCCUGCGCAUCUGUUAUAACUGAAUCUGCAGUUAUAAAUGGGCUGUUAUGCUAAUUUUGCUAAUGUGUACGCGGAACUAAUGUUAACAAAAGCAGAAAUCCACUUUCAAAUGUUGCUUUAUUAAGUGUUUAUGUAGUAGUAAUGUCUGGGUUACUAAAUUAACUUAAUUGGAUCAGUAUUUUGGCAGAUUUUUGGCACUUUCCUUUUUAUUAUUUUAUUUAAUCAUGUUAACAAGAUGACAUUUGGAAUGCCCCAUGUUUAUCUCGGAGAUUACGUCAAUCCGAGUUCUGACCUCCGAGGGUGACAGGAACGCAGCAUAAAUAAGACUCUUGUUGAUCACCCAAUAUAUGGCUGCCAAAGGGAAUAUUUAUCUGUAGUGAAGAUUUACCAAUUGUGCCCUUAUUGCUAGACUUGAUUUAAGGUGUUUCAAACUGGUUUUCAUAAAGAUAUUUUCAAAUAAAUAUAUCUUUAUUACAUGAAUACAUAUCGCUAUCAAAUGUGCACUAUGUAUUUUUUUUUGUAUGGGUUCUGUCACAUGGAAAUGUUAUUACUUUUUCUGAAUGCUCUACAGUAUGGAUGUAAAGUUGUAUAUUUUGUAUUUAUUUGUUUAAAAGUGUUUUCAUUGCCACAAUACAGCCUAAAAUGCCAAUUUGUGAAACAUCAUAGCAAUGCAAUCUCCAUACAAGUAGGUGGUCCACGAUUAACGUGACAAAGUAUGCCUUUAAGUAAUUUUAAUUUUAAUAUCCAUGUUUUGUUAUUUAAAAGGUAUGCACUUUGACUCUACAGGUUAUAACACUUACAGCAUAUCUACACCAUAAAAUGUUUUGUUAAAGAAACCAUAUGUGCAUAUAAAAUAAUGUCAGUGAUAAUUCUUCCAAAUAGUUAUUCAUACUUUGCAGCUGAUGGCAUCAACAUUCUCUGGUGGUCUGAAGCUAAUUGUGGGGCUUUAAUCUGAGCUUUAUUUUAAUACAGUCUGACCAGAAAGAGCUUAGGUGGAACUACAAUAGGUGAGAAAAUUUGUGCUGCGAAAAUAAGUCUUUCACACAUAAAUUUAGUCACAAGCUUUUCAGUUAGGCACUUUUGAAAAUGAGUUGUUUAAAUAAAUUUGUAUUUUUUCUGG
Periophthalmus magnuspinnatus is the source of this 2847-nucleotide messenger RNA. It is a transcript of the gene asb5a, whose product is annotated as ankyrin repeat and SOCS box containing 5a. Gene Ontology annotation, biological process: protein ubiquitination; positive regulation of protein catabolic process; intracellular signal transduction. Bases 370 to 1368 code for a protein of 332 amino acids. Lineage: Eukaryota; Metazoa; Chordata; Actinopteri; Gobiiformes; Gobiidae. The record is from RefSeq and is a predicted model, not a curated record. The transcript is spliced from 8 exons. Gene Ontology annotation, molecular function: protein binding.